Uloborus diversus is the source of this 1842-nucleotide messenger RNA. Its product is annotated as tigger transposable element-derived protein 3-like. Gene Ontology annotation, molecular function: DNA binding. Gene Ontology annotation, cellular component: nucleus. The record is from RefSeq and is a predicted model, not a curated record. NCBI's taxonomy places the organism in Eukaryota, Metazoa, Arthropoda, Arachnida, Araneae, Uloboridae. The transcript has a single exon. Bases 1 to 1842 code for a protein of 613 amino acids.
AUGAGUUUGUCUGCAUCUUCUAAAUCAAGUGAUUUAAAUAUUGUCGUAAAACAGGAAAUCCUUCCAGAGUGUGAUGAAUCCCUGCAAUCCAGCAGUCAGAGAAAAGCGUUCGCAGAACAGGGAAUUUCACCCUUUCCCAAAUCUAGUGACUCAAAUGUCAUCGUAAAUCAGGAAAUUCUAACAAAGUGUGAUGAAUUCUUGCAACCUAGUAGACAAAGAGACGCUUCGGCAGAACUUGGUGUUUCAUCACCUUCCAAAAAAAGACAGUUAACUACCACCGAGGAACAGGACGUUCGGCGAUUGUAUGAUGAAAUCUUGCAACCCAAAGAAACUACGCCAAAAGCCGGCCCUUCACCCUCUCCCAAGCCAAGAAGAGAUUUAAGUGCCAUCGAGAAACUGGAAAUCCUGCGAAAGUAUGAUGAAUUCCUGCAACCGAUUAGCCAGAGGGAAGCUUCGUCCAAACUCGGCAUUUCACAGGCGCUGCUGUCUCGACUUCUAAAAUCGCGGAAAGAAUUGCAGAACUCUGCUCAAGAAAACGGAACUAGAAAAAGGAAACGUGAAGGGAAGUGCGCCAAGGUGGAAGAAGCGCUCCUCAAGUGGUUCUCUGAUGCCACGAUCCUCAAAAUGUCCACCAACAGGAAAGCCCUCCUUGAGAAGGCGAGAGAGUUGGCCCAGGGUUUUGGGAUAUCAGAUUUCGUGCCAACUGACGGGUGGCUGUCGAGGUGGAAGGAGAGAAACUGUCUGACUUCUAAGAAAGGUCCACCACCCAGUGCAGACGAGACUGCUCUGGAUGAUUCCCAGUACUCAACUCUCAACGAACAGUGGCCGAUGGUGGAGCAAUGGCGGCUCACGAAACCGAAGAUGCUCCUCAAGACCUUCAAAGAGGACGACAUAUACUUUUGUGCUGAGAUGGCUCUCUAUUACAGGGCUUUCCCCGAUGCUUCGUUCGUCCUGAAAAGCAGAUCGCAACAAGACGAUGAGCAGGAGGACAGAAUCACAAUCUUGGCAACUUGCAACAUGACGGGCACCGACAGAAGGCAGCUUUUGGUCAUCGGGAAAGAUGAGAACCCUUCCUGCUUCGAAGGCCUGUCAUUACCCAUCGCCUACAAGAGCAAUCGAAAUGCCUGGAUAACCAAACGGAUAUUCGCAGAGUUCUUAGGCCGUUGGGACAGACAGCUUAAGAUGGAGGAGAAGAAAAUCGCCCUGGUGCUCAGUGAUUCCCAUGUGCACCUCAACUACGCUACGGAGAUGAUCCAUAUGAAACAUUUCCCGUCGGCCAUGUUCUACUUCCUCCAGACCAACAUCAUCAAGGAGUUGAAAUCCCGGUACAGGAGGGAGAUGCGACAGAGGAUCGUCCGCAGGGCAAGCGAGAGCUGCAUACACAGGGAUGCUGGAGAGUUGGCUCGAGAGAUUGACCUCCGGGAAGCAGUCCACAUGCUCUGCAAAUCCUGGGAGGAGUUAGAGGCGAGUUUCGUCCGCAGUGCCUUCCUCGAAAUGGGAUUCGGGAAGUUCGACGAAGCCACUUCUUCGAUGAAAUCCUGUGACAUCGACGACGAACUUCAACUGUGGAACGAGAUCGAUGAGGAUGUGCCGACGUCCGCCGGACCCGACGACGACCCCGACGCGGAAGAAUCUGCCGCGAAAGUCAAGAAGGUGGAAGAGGACGUGAAACCCACCUUGGCUCCUACACCUUCGGAGGUACAGGAAGCUUUAUCCGUUUUGCGGAGACACCUGGAACUCACAGGUGGGUCGCGGGAAGAGUUCAUCAACCUGUACAAAGUCCAAGCAGACGCCCAGAGACACUUGAGACUGUGCGAAGGAAAAAACUCGAACACUCUCUGA